Callithrix jacchus (white-tufted-ear marmoset) is the source of this 4246-nucleotide messenger RNA. It is a transcript of the gene RETREG3, whose product is annotated as reticulophagy regulator family member 3. The record is from RefSeq and is a predicted model, not a curated record. Lineage: Eukaryota; Metazoa; Chordata; Mammalia; Primates; Cebidae. Gene Ontology annotation, biological process: reticulophagy.
AUGGCGGAGGCUGAGGGGGUGGCUACUACCCCAGGCCCGGCUUCGGGGUCGACUUUCAGGGGCCGCCGAGAUGUGUCAGGCUCCUGGAAGCGGGACCAGCAGGUUGAGGCGGCGCAGCGGGCCCUGGUGGAGGUGCUGGGGCCUUACGAGCCUCUGCUGAGUCGAGUGCAGGCAGCCCUGGUGUGGGAGCGACCAGCCAGGAGCGCUCUGUGGUGCCUGGGGCUGAACGCGGCUUUCUGGUUCUUUGCCCUGACAUCUCUUCGUCUUGUGUUUUUACUUGCAUUUGGCUUGAUGAUCAUUGUGUGUAUUGAUCAGUGGAAGAACAAAAUCUGGCCUGAAAUAAAAGUGCCAAGACCCGACGCAUUAGACAAUGAGAGCUGGGGCUUUGUGCACCCUCGGUUGCUCAGCGUGCCCGAGCUCUGCCACCAUGUGGCUGAAGUCUGGGUUAGUGGGACCAUUUUCAUAAGGAAUGUUUUGCUUUUCAAAAAGCAAAACCCAGGCAAGUUCUGCUUGCUGAGCUGUGGUAUACUGACCUUUCUGGCUGUCUUGGGCCGCUACAUCCCUGGGCUUCUGCUGUCCUACUUGAUGCUUGUCACUGUCAUGAUGUGGCCCCUUACCGUGUACCACCGACUGUGGGAUCGAGCAUAUGUGUGGCUGAAGCCAGCUCUGCAGCGGCUGGACUUCAGCGUCCAUGGCUACAUGAUGUCCAAGCAGAGAGAGAGACAAUUACGCCGCAGAGCUCUACACCCAGAACGAGCCAUGGACAACCACAGUGACAGUGAAGAGGAGCUUGCUGCCUUCUGUCCUCAGCUGGAUGAUUCUACUGUUGCCAGGGAAUUGGCCAUCACAGACUCUGAGCACUCAGACGCUGAAGUCUCCUGUACAGACAAUGGCACAUUCAAUCUUUCAAGGGGCCAAACACCUCUAACAGAAGGUUCUGAAGAACUAGAUGGUCACAGUGAUCCAGAGGAAUCCUUUGCCAGAGAUCUUCCAGACUUCCCUUCCAUUAAUGUGGAUCCUGCUGGCCUGGAUGACGAGGAUGACACUAGCAUUGGCAUGCCCAGCAUGAUGUACCGUUCCCUGCCAGGGGCUGAGGAGCCCCAGGCCCUACCUGCUAGCCGGGACGAAGCUGCACUGCCGGAGCUCCUGCUUGGUGCCCUGCCUGUAGGAUCCAACCUCACCAGCAACCUUGCCAGCCUGGUCUCCCAGGGUAUGAUUCAGCUGGCCUUGUCUGGGGCCUCCCAACCAGGCCCUUCUGGCGCACCUGCCCAGAGAGCAACGAGAGGCUUCCUCCGGUCCCCUAGUUCAGACCUGGACACUGAUGCAGAGGGGGAUGACUUUGAACUUCUGGACCAGUCGGAGCUGAACCAGCUGGACCCUGCCAGUUCAAGGAGCCACUGAGGCAGAGACUCCCUUUGGGAGUCACUGUGGUUUAAGUUUUUUUUUCUCCCCAUCUCAUUUAAGGUGAUGGGGUAAGGGAAGAACUCAACCUCCCCUCCCCUGAAUUAUAUUUGUAUGCUGGGUGGCCUGGCUGAUGCUCAGAAGCCUGCUUAGAGAGGAUACUCACUCCCCUCCCACCAGCUGGAUGCCCAUUUCUGAGCUCAGUCUCUGAAGUGAGAGUGUGCUCCCCCAAUGGAGGCUUCUCUCCAUCAGGAUGGUACUUUGGGGAACAAAGUAGUUAGGGAUAUUGGUUCCCCUUUGAGGAGGUGCUGCUCUUUGCUUUUAGGUAUGAGUGCUCAGGGGCCCUCACUGAAGAGCCCAUGCCUUCCUCCCUUCAUCGCCUUCCUAGAGCCCCCAAAGUCAGGUAGCAGCUGGAGUAGUUACAUUGUCAUCAUCUUACUCUUUUUUUUUUUUAAGACAGUUUCACUCUGUUACCCAGGCUGGAGUGCUUUGGCGUGAUCUUGGUUCACUGCAACCUCUGCCUCCCAGGUUCGAGAGGUUCUCCUGCCUCAGCCUACUGAGUAGUAGGAUUAUAGGUGCCCACCACUAUGCCCAGCUAAUUUUUUUUUAUUUUAUUUUUUUUGAGACGGAGUUUCACUCUUGUUACCCAGGCUGGAGUGCAAUGGUGCGAUCUCGGCUCACCGCAACCUCUGCCUCCUGGGUUCAGGCAAUUCUCCUGCCUCAGCCUCCUGAGUAGCUGGGAUUACAGGCACGCACCACCGUUCCCAGCUAAUUUUUUGUAUUUUUAGUAGAAACGGGGUUUCACCAUGUUGACCAGGCAGGAUGGUCUCGACCUGUUGACCUCGUGAUCCACCUGCCUCGGCCUCCCAAAGUGCUGGGAUUACAGGCUUGAGCCACUGCGCCUGGCUAUUUUUUUUUUUAUAUUUUUAGUAGAAAUGGGGUUUCACUGUGUUGGCCAAGCUCAUCUCAAACUCCUGACCUCAAGUGAUCUGCCUGCCUUGGCCUCCCAAAGUGCUGAGAUUAGUCAUAUUCUUUUGUUAAACCAGGAUUUGAUUUUUUCUUUUUGAGACAGUCUUGCUCUGUUGCCCAGGCUGGAGUACGGUGGGGCAAUCUUGGCUCACUGCAACCUCCGCCUCCUGGCUCAAGCAAUUCUCCUGCCUCAGCCUCCUGAGUAGCUGAGAUUACAGGCAUGUGCCACCAUGUGUGGCUAAUUUUUUUGUAUUUUUAGUAGAGACGGGAUUUCACCAUGUUGGCCAGACCUCAAAUGAUCCACCCGCCUCAGCCUCCCAAAGUGUUGGGUUUACAGGCAUGAGCCACUGUGCCCAGUGUGUUGUUUUUUUUUUUUUGAGAUGGAGUCUUGCUCUGUUGCCAGGCAGGAGUGCAGUGGCACGAUCUUGGCUCACUGCAACCCCUCUGCGUCAGCCUCCUGAAUAGCUGGGACUACAGGCGUGUGCCACCACACCUGGCUAACUUUGUAUUUUAGUAGAGAUGGGGGUUUCACCAUGGCCAGGAUGGUCUCGAUCUCCUGACCUCGUGAUCCGCCCACCUCAGCCUCCCAAAGUACUGGGAUUACAGGCGUGAGCCACUGUCCCCAGGCUUUUUUUUUUCUUUAAGUAAAUGUAUCCUUUGGUUUUGCAGAACAGGCCUGCUCCCUCUCCUCUAGCCCAUCCUCAUUUCUUGAGGCCUGAACCCCAGUGCUCCAAAAUAUUGCUUGUGAAAUUUAAGAAACGUGAGUAUGAUAAGGGGAUGGGCCUCUUCUACAUUACCUUGGCCCUGGGGGGGAUCAGCUGGCUGGGAAGAUUAGUAAGCACCUCUGUAUUUUGAGGUCUCAGUCUUCUGGAGCUGUGUGGUUUCUGCCAACCCCUGGGUCCAUUUGGCCAUCAGCCUAAGCAGUGAGCAAAGCAAUACCAUACUUAUUUUUUGUUCCUUUUCCUUCCCCUGCUCCUCCUUUGGAGAAGCAAUAAUUCAUGGGGAAUGAUAAAGUAGCACUUUACAAAUGGCUCCAUGGCAUUCAUUCCAGGAGCCACAAGCUCCUCUUGCACCAUCUGUUCUUACUCCCUGUUCAGCUCCUUUACACUUUUUAUUUUCAACUACUUCCCCACUUGGUGGGGACUCUUUUAAGGAUGAGCCGAUAGUAAGAAUGUGGCUGUAAUCAGUAGAGACCCCUCUGAGGGGUAUCUGUUCUGCAGCCCCUAGUAAAAUCAUGUGAGACAAAAACCUAAACAUGGUAAUUGGUUCUAAACCUGUGCCGGUCUAUAGCCUCUGCCUCCCCAAUCAGAGCUCAAGCCAAACUCUUCUGUCCUCUUUCCUUCUGCAUUAACCCUUUGCUGAUCCUCAGGGGCCACUCCCCCAACACCCCUGUACUUGGGUGAGGGAUGUUGGACAGAGCCUGUUUUCAUGUACUGCAGGUGGGGGUGUGCUGACAUGUUUGCUCUUGGUUGAUGGAGAAGGUACAGAGGCCAGGGAGUGAAAAUGGUUAACAGUGAGAAGGGGGAAGAGUUAGGUGUCUCAUAGUCAAUCAUAGUGGGGGUGGUCAUGGGUAACGGCAUCUCCCCACUUUAGGGUUCUCAGACUUUGGAGGCCUCUCUUCUCAAGUUCAGAUGUCUUACAGGUGAGCUCUGUUGUGGAAAGAACAGAGGUGUGGGGAAGGAGGGGGAUUUUGGGUGUUUGCAUGAGUGUGUGCUUCCGGCCCUGGGAGUUGGCAAGAGGGAGGGAAGGAAGGAGGGAAAAAUCUUCGGAAGAUGUUUCCUGUACCUGGGAGAUCCUGCUCUGAAUCUCCAUAGUCCUCCACUGUGAACUGAGGAGGGGAGGGGUGUGUUGGGGAAUAAAUCUUGUAUGAGAACAA